This is a messenger RNA of Papaver somniferum (opium poppy), 1268 nucleotides long. RefSeq names its product peroxidase 31-like. Gene Ontology annotation, molecular function: heme binding; peroxidase activity. Gene Ontology annotation, biological process: hydrogen peroxide catabolic process; response to oxidative stress. The transcript has 3 exons. NCBI's taxonomy places the organism in Eukaryota, Viridiplantae, Streptophyta, Magnoliopsida, Ranunculales, Papaveraceae. Bases 111 to 1175 code for a protein of 354 amino acids. The record is from RefSeq and is a predicted model, not a curated record.
GGAGCCGGCACCGGAAUAUGUUUGAUGCCAAAGCUCAGUACUGAACUAAUACCAACCAGUUGAAUUAAGUUGCAGAAUCUAGAGAGUGAGAAAUUCAGUUUUACAUUUUCAUGGCCAGCAAGCAGGGUUUACAAAUUUUUAUUUUUUCACCAGAAAUGCUCUUGUUGUGGAUUUUGUUGAUUCAAUGCAUUUCAUCAUCAAGAGGAGAUGUGGAUGCAACACCUACUAGGAUUAUGUCUAUAGCAAAUGAAAAUCGUCGACUGAGCAGCGAUUUUUACAGUAAGAGUUGCCCAAACGUCGAGAGGAUAGUUCACAAUGUAGUCUCCCAGAAACUUCUAGAAGCCCCAACUACUGCUGCUGGUGCUCUUAGACUCUUCUUCCAUGACUGUUUCGUCGAGGGGUGUGACGCGUCGGUUUUAAUAGCGUCUAGCAGCACAAACAAAGCCGAGAGAGAUGCAGAGAUAAACUUAUCGUUGCCUGGAGAUGGAUUCGACGUGUUCUUCAGAGCCAAAAGGGCAUUGGAGUUGCAAUGUCCUGGUAUUGUUUCUUGUGCAGAUGUCAUGGCCAUUGCCACAAGAGACUUGGUUAAUCUGGUCGGAGGUCCAAGAUGGGAAGUACAGAAAGGAAGAAGAGAUGGACUUUACUCAAAGGCUUCAAGAGUAGGAAACAACUUACCUCAAGUGAACCAAACAAUCACUCAACUUAUCAAUCUCUUCGAGUCGAAGGGAUUAACAGUCAUGGACAUGGUAGCCUUAUCUGGUGCACACACAAUAGGCUUAUCACAUUGUAAAGAAUACAUGAGCAGGAUUUACAGUUAUAAUAAGACAUUUGACAUUGAUCCAUCUAUGAACAAAGAUUAUGCUCAAUCCCUUAGAGGACCAUGUCCUAAUAAUCACAAGUUAGACCCUAAUGUUGUUUCCUUCAAUGAUAUUUCUACUCCUUUUAGAUUCGACAAUGCGUAUUACAACAACCUUAGAAAGGGGUUAGGCUUGCUGGAGACUGAUCAAAAGCUUUUCACAGAUUCAUUUACUCGUAAGUACGUGUUAUCCAUGGCAAAGAAUGAAGAGUUUUUCUUUAGCAAUUUUGUCUCUGCAAUGAUCAAGCUGGGCAGCAUUGGAGUGAAGGUUGGAACGGACGGAGAGGUCCGGCGUGAUUGCGGGUUUGUCAAUCCUUGAUACAGUUUUUUGUGUUCUAGCAUCUAAUUUAACUAAGCUAGCCAGUGUAGAAGAAAAAUUAAGAUUCAUUUAUUAUUAUGAUUUUUUUUUUAA